Molecule: messenger RNA, 474 nt
Organism: Liolophura sinensis
Lineage: Eukaryota; Metazoa; Mollusca; Polyplacophora; Chitonida; Chitonidae
Exons: 1
Coding region: 1-474 (157 amino acids)
Source: RefSeq, a predicted model, not a curated record
AUGGAGGAACUCAUACAGACAACGAGGAGGAACUCAUACAGACAACGAGGAGGAACUCAUACAGACAACGAGAAGAAACUCAUGCAGGCAACGAGAAGGAACUCAUACACACAACGAAGUGGAACUCAUACAGACAACAUGAAGGAACUCAUACUGAAAACGAAGUGGAACUCAUACAGACAACGAGGAGGAACUCAUACAGACAACGAGAAGGAACUCAUACAGACAACGAGGAGGAACUCAUGCAGACAACGAGAAGGACCUCAUACAGACAACGAGGAGGAACUCAUACAGACAACAAGGAGGAACUCAUGCAGACAAAGAGGAGGAACUCAUGCAGACAACGAGAAGAAACUCAUACAGACAACGAGGAGGACCUCAUACAGACAACGAGGAGGAACUCAUACAGACAACGUGGAGGGACUCAUAACAAAAUGCCCAAUAAUGCUUGCUGGACCUCAGGCCCAGGAUUGA